CAAAAUGGCGGCUGCCGUUGUUGCUGAGUCCGGUUUGUAGUGCUGUUGCCCUACUCAUCCCUUUCCAAAAUGUGAAAGAAGAAACGGCUGGUGGAGGCGGGCCAUAGGCAAUGAGUCGGCGACGGAAACAUGAUGACAGCCCUAGCCCGAAGAAAACGCCGCACAAAACCGUGGCGGCUGAGGAAUGCGGCUCGGUGGUCGAGCCAGGGAGGAGGCGGCUGAGGUCGGCCCGCGGUUCGUGGCCCUGCGGGGCUAGAGAGGGGCCUCCCGGGCCAGUGCGGCAGCGAGAGCAGCCUCCAACAGCCGCCUUGUGCAGUAAAAGUAACCCCGAGGACAGGUAUGAAACACCAAAGAGAGUGCUGAAAAUGGACUUACUGUCAUCUUCCUUCAGUUCUCCUAAUGAUCCAGAUGGACAGAAUGAUAUCUUUUGGGAUCAGAAUUCUCCAUUGACAAAGCAGUUAGGUAAAGGAAGAAAAAAACAGAUUUAUACCACAGAUAGUGAUGAGAUUUCACAUAUUGUUAAUCGUAUUGCUCCUCAGGAUGAAAAACCAACAACAAGUUCUAUGCUGGACAUGUGGAUUGGUGAAACUGCUAUUCCUUGUACUCCCAGUGUAGUGAAAGGAAAAUCAAGAGCAAAAAUCAGCUGCACAAAGUUAAAAACACAAAAUCAAGAAGAAGAACUUAUGAAACUGGCUAAACAAUUUGAUAAAAAUAUGGAAGAGCUAGAUGUGAUUCAAGAGCAAAACAAGAGGAAUUAUGAUUUUACCCAGAUGAUUUCAGAAACAGAGAUUUUAAGUAAUCAUAAAGAUAAUACACAGAUGCGGUCAUUACAUAAUAUAGUUCCCAAAAUAGAUAAUGCUACAAAAAAGAAGCCAAUCAAAGGAAACACCAAGGUAUCUGUGGCAAAUAAUCAAAAUAGCAGUCAGAAGCCAUUUGACCAAACUGCUGAAGCAGCCUUUAAUGCUAUUUUUGAUGGUUCUACUCAGAAAUGUAGCGGACAGUUAAGCCAAGAACUGCCAGAAGCUUUUUGGAGCACCAGUAAUACUACCUUUGUAAAGACAAAUGCUUUGAAAGAGGAGAAAAUCAUUACUAAUGAAACUCUGGUCAUUGAAAAACUGUCAAAUAAAACCCCACGAUCACUUUCUUCUCAAGUAGAUACACCCAUAAUGACAAAAUCAUGUGUGACUUCCUGUACUAAGAAGCCAGAAACUUCUAAGAGGUACAUUGAUGCAUUUACUACCAGUGAUUUUGAGGAUGAUUGGGAAAACUUACUAGGUAAUGAACCUUUUGCUAUGCAAAAUGUCGACAUGCCUGAACUCUUCCCCUGUAAAACAGCCCAGGUUACUGGUCAAAAGGAAAUUUGUACCUUUAAUAGUAAAACUGUUAAAAAUAUAUCAAGAGCAAAUACAAGUCCAGAUGCCAGGUUAGGAGAUUCAGAAGUAUUACAAGAUCUUUCUUCAAAGAUAUGUGACAGAGAAUUAAUAGGUGCAGAAUAUAGAUUUUCACCAAAUCCAAAUAAAUCAAACAAAUUAUCAUCCACUAGAAAUAAAAUGAAAUUUGAGAACUCUUCCAAUAAAAUCGUUAUUGAAGACAAAAUUCAAGAUUGUAUACUUACAUCUAAUCUGACAAAAAUAAAGGAAGAUACUCUUACUAAAUCUACUGUGUAUGCUUCUGAAAAGAAGUCAGCUUUGAACACAAGAUAUUCUAAUGAGCAGAAAAAUAAGUGCAUUUUAAAUCAAGCUGUUAAAGCCCCUGUUAAUACUGAUCUUUUUGGCUCUGCAAAUCUAGGCAAUGAAACCAGUGUUAGUAACCCAAAUCAGACUAGUGCAUCAAAAUUAGGUUCUUUCUUUGAUGAUUGGAAUGAUCCCUCAUUUGCCAAUGAGAUUAUUAAAGCGUGUCAUCAAUUAGAUAAUACCUGGGAAGCAGAUGAUGUAGAUGAUGAUUUGUUGUACCAAGCAUGUGAUGAUAUUGAAAGACUAACUCAGCAACAAGAUAUUAGAAAGGACAGUAAGACAUCAGAAAGUAUAUGUGAGAUCAAUAAUAAUUCCGAACAUGGAGCCAAAAACAUGUUUACUAUAUCUAAACAAGGAAGUAAUUUAGUACAAUCAAAGCAUUUGAAUCCAGACAGCAUUUCAGUGCAGACAUCUUUGACAAAUAGCUCACGAACAGAUAAGCCAAUGAAAAUGGAGAAAGGGGAAAUGUAUGGAAAUUCUCCAAGAUUUUUAGGUGCCACAAAUUUGACUAUGUAUUCUAAGAUCUCAAACUGUCAGAUAAAUAAUCUGCAUGUGCCUUAUACUAACACUGAUGUUCCAAUACAAGUGAAUAGUUCCAAAUUGGUUCUUUCGGGAAGUUCAAGUGUAACUUCAGAUAAUAUGAAUACAGAAAUUGCUACUUACAAGAAGAAACUGAGUACUAAGCAGCUAUGCCAUAAGAGUAUAACAGAUGAAUCUCAGAGCAACCAUAACAAAACAGUUGGAUUUUCAAAGUUUACAUUUACAAGGAUGAAAAAUUCUCAGAUUCUUUCUCAGUUUAAUCAAAAUUGUAUAACUGGAAGUAUGUCUGAUACCAAAAUUACACAGGGUGUGGAGAAAAAGAAAAGUGUCAACCCAUUGCUAGAGGAAGCUGUUGGACAGCAAUCUUUGGUGAAACUUUCUGAAUCUUUGAAACAAUCUUCAAAAGAGGAAGAAGAGAAAAAUAGAAAGUGUUCUCCUGAAGAAAUUCAGAGAAAAAGACAAGAAGCGCUGGUUCGGAGAAUGGCUAAAGCACGAGCCUCAUCUGUAAAUGCAGCUCCCACUUCAUUUCUUUAAUGAAAUAUUGGAAGACUUCACAAAGACUGCUGAUAACUAUCUGUGAUAGGACAUGUUUUUUUCUUGAUUUCUCUGUGAGAAAUGUAAUGCUGACUUUUAUAAAGCCUGGACUUCUACUUUAUUUAAUAAAUCAAUGUUUGCAAUGGUAAAUGAAACAUUUCCUUGGACAUGUAUUUCAAAGUCAUUACAUAUAAGUUUUAGAAAUUCAGGAAAGUUAGCAAUUAUGUACAGAUAUUAUACAGAGGAAAGUAGUUAUAUUUUUAAAUGCUAUUAUUGCAGAGGAUCAUCAAAAAAGAGGUAAUCGUUAUUUCCUAUUCUAAUGUGUUUUCCUAAUACAAAACUUCAACUUUCUAUGUUA
Mandrillus leucophaeus (drill) is the source of this 3165-nucleotide messenger RNA. RefSeq names its product Ewing tumor-associated antigen 1 (gene ETAA1). The record is from RefSeq and is a predicted model, not a curated record. Bases 111 to 2807 code for a protein of 898 amino acids. The transcript has 6 exons. Lineage: Eukaryota; Metazoa; Chordata; Mammalia; Primates; Cercopithecidae.